Messenger RNA from Rhineura floridana, 4348 nucleotides. RefSeq names its product CTD small phosphatase like (gene CTDSPL). Lineage: Eukaryota; Metazoa; Chordata; Lepidosauria; Squamata; Rhineuridae. Gene Ontology annotation, molecular function: RNA polymerase II CTD heptapeptide repeat phosphatase activity. The transcript is spliced from 8 exons. The record is from RefSeq and is a predicted model, not a curated record. Bases 786 to 1613 code for a protein of 275 amino acids.
GGCAGUACUUUUCUCUUCCUCUCGGGAAAGGGGCAGCUUUCUAGUGGGAGGGGGCAAGCGAGAGGUGUGUAGUUGAGGUGGUAGACAACUUUGGGGGCAGCCAAUUGAAGAGGGGAGGUGUCUCCUGAUAAGUGGGGUGAGCCCCAUUUCCAUUGUUAUUAUUAUUAUUGAGGGAAAUGACAGAUCGGGAGCAUGCUUUGGGGGGGUUAUGUGCAGGGUGUUUUGCGUUAGGGUUUUUGGGGGAGGGGUGAUAUAAAGGUUUGGUUUGGGGGUGGGCUUUUUUUAAAAGGGACCAGCUCAGGGCCUCUUGGAGUUGGCAGCCAUUAAGGAGGCACAGGGCAAAUUGGGGGUUCUCUGGGGUACAAAGGUUAGUUAGCAAACAACUCCCCCCCCAAUCUGGGUGUCUGUAUUUUUAAAGCUGUCCUGGGGUGGCUGUUCAGGCGGGUAUUUUUGUGCCUGGCGUAGGGAUUUGGAGCGGCACUAGGUUUAUUUUUUUAUGCAGAGUGGUGCAGGGUUUUGCUUUUGGUGGGGUAGCCUCUGGAUUUUUCUUCUUCUUACUUCCUCCGUUAUUUGAAGAAGGAAAGAGGACGAGGCACUACAGAAGAGACCUGUAUGCGUGCUACCUUCUAUUACUUUUUUUUUUGCUUCGUUCCUGGAGGAGUUUUUUCUCCACGUAUAAAUCUGCCUGUUGAUUUCCUAAAAGGAAAACGAAUAAUAAACCCAUAAACGCACACUGAACCUGCCUUCGGGAGGGAAAUAGCCAGGUGAAAACGCACUCUGUUUCCAUGGACAACCCAUCCAUUAUCACCCAGGUGACUAACCCCAAAGAGGAAGAAAUCCUGUCUUGCUCUCAGGAUAAAGUGUCCCAAUGUAAUCUCAGUUUGAAGAAGCAGAGGAGUCGAAGCAUUUUUAGCACUUUGUUCUGCUGCUUCCGUGACUACAAUGCUGAGCCACUGUCUCCCAACAGCACCAGUGUCCUUCCUCCAUUGGUGGAAGAGAAUGGCGGGCUUCAGAAGGGUGACCAGAUGCAGGUCAUUCCCAUACCAAGUCCACCAGCUAAAUACCUCCUGCCAGAAAUGACAAUAUCUGAUUAUGGAAAGAAAUGUGUGGUCAUUGAUCUAGAUGAAACACUAGUGCACAGUUCAUUUAAGCCAAUUAGCAACGCUGAUUUCAUUGUACCAGUUGAAAUUGAUGGAACUAUACAUCAGGUUUAUGUAUUAAAACGACCCCAUGUGGACGAGUUCCUACAGAGGAUGGGGCAGCUCUUUGAAUGUGUGCUCUUCACAGCCAGUCUAGCAAAGUAUGCAGACCCAGUGGCAGAUUUGUUGGAUCGCUGGGGUGUGUUCAGGGCUCGGCUCUUCAGAGAAUCCUGUGUUUUCCAUAGAGGAAAUUAUGUGAAGGAUCUAAGCCGACUCGGGCGAGAGUUGAGUAAAGUUAUUAUAGUGGAUAACUCCCCUGCAUCUUACAUCUUCCAUCCUGAAAAUGCAGUGCCUGUGCAGUCUUGGUUUGAUGACAUGACAGACACAGAAUUGUUAGACCUCAUUCCUUUCUUUGAAGGACUAAGCAAAGAGGAGGAAGUCUACACUAUGCUCCAUAAACUCUGCAACAGGUAGCCCUUGAAGCCCCAAUUGCUGCUUGACAGCAGCUGCUUCAGGCCAGCCAAUCUCGCACAGCGUCUCAGAGAGGCUCCUCUUGUCAAGAGUGAGAAUGCUCUUGAUCUUCCUCUUACAUGCUGUGUACAUGAAGGACAAUCAUGAAUUGAUGCUACUAAAUCAUGGGAAUAUUGAUGCCGUAAAGUGAUAAGACUACUUAAAAAAAUAGAAGCUAUUUUGAAUGGGACGGUUUUAAUGAAUUUCAUAAAUGGACACGUUUUACAGGAUACAAUUUUUUCUUAAACCAUGCCAAAAAAAGUUAAGAGCUUGAUGUUUCAGCAAGUCAACUUGACCCUUUCCCCACCCAGCCCAUCCUGCUAUGCAGACCAUUUUCCCCACCCCUCCCUGCUUAUAGAGCAGUUGACCUGACUCUAAACUUGUCUUUCUUCCAUGAUGAAGUGCCUUUUUGAAUGUUGUUUAAGAUUUUAAAAAAAGACAAUUUUGUAUAAGGUGUAUUUCCAGACAUCUUUUAGUCUUGUAUUGUUUAAAUGCUUUAAGAAGAAGAGAAAGUUGGAAAUCCUUUUUAUAGAGCUCUGUAAUAUAUGGAAACAAAGGCGAAAAUGGAGAGGCAAUGGGGUUCUGUCUUAAAGAUAUUAGAGUUGCAUUGGCUAUACUUGUGUCACAUUCAAAAGGCUCAGGAGUAUAUGAGGAGAACGUCAUCUGGGUUAUAUAUAGGUUGGUGAUGCAACUGUCUUACUAAUAUGAGUCAUGUUUUGCACAUAGCUUAGGGUGUAUCUGCAUUUUUUUGACUGCAUAUGGCAAAAUGGAAUGGGAGAAACACACAGUGGCAAGUCGUUCUUCAGGAGGGGUCAUGUACUGUCUUUGCCAACGCACAACCGGCAGGUGUUUCUGACGUGGAUAGUGACAAUAUACUGAUCAGCACUGAAGACAAUGGGCUUAUUUAUAAACCUUGAAUUCCUUCCUUACCAAAAGAUGUAUAUUGAGCUGUUGAGAAAUAUGUGCCCAAGCCCCAAUGAAAGGAGUAGGAGAUCAUACAAGAGCACAACUCUCAUUUCUGUCAAUGAGGAUGUGCAGAGGAGACGUUUCCCAUUUUUAUUGUGCCCUGUAUAUUUUGUUUUUCUGAACUGCUGCUACUGAAAGUUCACCAAGUGGAGCUUGACCCCGGCUGUUGUACUGUUCUUCGCCACUGUGCCUGUGCUACUGAAACCCUUCAUUGUAAGCUACAAACAUGGGCAACAAAUAAAGUGCUAGCUUUGUGUAUCAAGCCUAUAACACAUAUUUUGGCUAGCUCAGCCAAAUGUGCCCUGCAAAAUUUCUUUUUUAAAAUCGAAGUUGUGUUCUCAAUGCUUCAUUGUGGGAUUUUUUUAAAAAAACAAACAAACCUAUUCCCUGCUUUUAUGCCUCUUCUUUUUUAAAUCACAAGAAUGGGUUAGCUUUCCAUGGCUAACCAUUAUUUUUAGCAUCUACCAGAUCAGACUUGGGACUGUCAUCCCUUUGCUGAAAAAAUGAGAUAGUUGGAACUGAAGUAAUCAACAUAAAAUACAUGCUGGAUUUGGCCAGGUGUUUAAAACUGGAGAGUUUGUAUUAAGAUUCUCAAAUUGUUCUCCAUUUCUUGGGCUUUUAUUCUUCAUGCAUUCUCUGUCUCUCCCGCCACUAAUUUGUUCAGUUAAAAAAUGUCAGUGUUAUCCUUGGAGAGAGAAUUUGUGGUAGCAAAGACAUCUAUCUUUCAUACCCUUUCUGGACCACUUGAAGCUAAAAGGUGCACCCAGCAGGACAAUCCCUUUUUGACAAUUUGCCUCUUUCCUCCCUUUUUUUUUGCACCAACUGAAAUCCUUAGUUGCUCAGAUUAGCCAUAUUGGACAGGAAUUGUCCAAUCAAAACACCUUUGGUGCUUAGCCCAGCAAACUAUCAGAUGCUGAAAUAGCUUCUCACUACUUGCCUUUAUCUGGAUUAUGGCCAGUAGGUGCUGAAAUAAGAUUUAUAGUCCUUCGCUAAAAACAUCUAAGAAGCAACUUAACCCAUUUAUUCCUAAGAGAAGCAAGCCAAUCUCUGCAGGCAUGAAAUAGGUUAUCACAGGCACAGUAGAAAACAGAAUUGUCACUCCAUUGUACAAUUUCACACAGUGUUUGCAGAGCUCUUAUGGCGUUGUUACAAGUAGUACAAUCCCACUUGCCCCAAAAUGAUCAUCCAUCUAUACACUGUCUACACCUUGUUGGCCCAACAGAGGUUACCUAAGUACUGUAUGUUUUGUCUGCCAAGAACCUGGCAGCAGAUAGAAUACCAACAAAUAGGGGCUGUUUUCUGUUAAUUUUUUUUUUUAAGUAUGGAUUCUGGUUAGUCCAUUAAGCUUCCCUUCAAUCAAAGUAUUCUUUAAUUUUGUAUUUGAAUUCAGUAUAAUGAAAACAGUUGUACUGCCAAAGCAUGUUCUCUUAGCAGUAUUUUUCCACUGUGCUUCUGGCCUUCUGAGCUUGGAAUACAGUCUGCAGGGGAAAGUAUUCAGGUUGUAGCAGGGGCAAGUAUGAUGGGAAUGGUUGGAAUUAUGGAGAAGUAAGCCGCAGGUGGUUCUUCUUACUCCUAAUUCAACUUCGCAAUCUUCCAGCUUACCAGUUGCCCAUCAUCGUGCCCUUUCUAGUGCGACGCGACCUUCUGACAGUUUGAUGCGAUCUGUUUGUAGAUAACGUAGACCAUUUUCAUUUGAUGUUCACUUUUUAUAAAAUCAUCAAUUUUAUCUCCAA